AUGCUUGGCAUCGGCCCAGACUACGUAGAUCGGCUAUCGAUAGAAGACUACCAGGACCUUAGGCUGAAAGGCAAGAGUAAAAGCGGGCGACAGUACUCCUUACGCGGCUCCUCUAAGCGCCCAGCGGGCGGUCCUGACCACCCCCCCACGCCCAAGCGGAUCGCCAAGUUCGGCGGGGACGGCGUGGACGAUGAGGGUUACAUAACUAGUUAG
Messenger RNA from Penicillium crustosum, 213 nucleotides. RefSeq lists its product as uncharacterized. The coding region runs from base 1 to 213 and encodes 70 amino acids. Lineage: Eukaryota; Fungi; Ascomycota; Eurotiomycetes; Eurotiales; Aspergillaceae. The transcript has a single exon. The record is from RefSeq and is a predicted model, not a curated record.